GGUGCAGGCGCUCAGGGCCCUGAGGGCGGAAGGCGCCUCGCCAAGGGAGAGCACCCUGAGAGGCUCCGCGGGCCCCUGCGCCCGUCCCGACGCCGCGGUCCCGUCCGGGUGUGAGGAGGCUGCAGCCAGGCUGUGCUCAGGGAUGGACAAUGACAGGACAAGGGGCAACAAGCUGCAACACAAGAGGUUCCAAAGCAACACAAGGACAAAGUUGUUCCCUGUUGAGGGCAGACGCUGGCGAUGGAUGAUGCAGGGUUUACAGCCCAGGUGUUCCCGCUGCAGAGAUCAGGAGCCCGAGGCUGAGCAAAGCCCAGACGCCUGGGAAGGAGCCGCUGAACCCUGGCUAAUUACAGCUCUUAAUGACCUGGCAGCACAUGAAGCGAACCUGGAACUACUGGGGAGUUGCCUCAGGCCUCGGGGCCACGUGCAGCCACGCUGCAGCUCCAGAGCUGGCAGGAGGUGGAGGGCACAGAUGCAGGAGCUUCAGUGGCCGUCCUAAAAGCCUUUGCCCCAGCCAGGCACAUCCAGCACCUUCAAAGCCUCCUGCCCCAUUGAGACAUGGGGGCAGUUCAUGCAGCACCUGCUGAGCUCCCUGCUUGGAGUCACAGGGGAAAACAACGAGAGGGAUCCCAGUGUUACAAAAUGACUUCAAGCAGUGGAUGAACACCAGUGUGUUCUGUGAGGACGUCACACGAGCUGGGACAAACGUCACACGAGCAUAAACCGAGGGGUGGAAGUUGUCCUGCCCAUCACACCUUCACCUAUGAGCAAGGAAGACAGAUGGGAGCUGGGCUCCAGUUACUCCAGGAACUAGAACAAAACCUGCAGACCUCGGCGGGUUCCUCGCUGCUCUCGGAUAUUCUGCACAAGACCAUUCUCCACCCUCUUGGUGUAAAAUAUCCCCCUUCUAUCAAGUACAGAAGAUGCUUUCUCACCCAGCUCAUCAAAAAGCACGAAUCCACAGCAGCUGAGCCCCUGGAUGAGCUGUAUGAGCUGCUGGCAGGUAUCUUAAAUGGAGAGGAAUGUACUCACUGUUACAAAAACUACUUGCUGCCCACAGGAGACUCUGUCACCCUGUCUGAGAGCCUGGCUAUUGUGUCUGGAGGAACCACGGGGCUCGUCACGUGGGACGCUGCUCUGCAUCUCGCUGAAUGGGCACUGGAGAACAACACCAUUUUCACCAGCAGGACAGUCUUGGAACUGGGAAGUGGGAUUGGCUUCACUGGCAUUGCCAUCUGUAAAAGCUGCAAGCCCAGGACAUACAUCUUCAGUGACUAUCACCCCAGCGUUCUCAAGCAGCUGACACAAAACAUCCACUUGAACAGCUUUGUCCCAGAGCCUGGAACCACUCACUGUACCCCCCUGGAGUCCCAAGGGCUGGAAGGAGAAGCAAUGAAUGACCAAAAUCCAAAAGUAGUUGUUGCAGAACUUGACUGGGGCUGUGUUCCAGAGAAACAACUCUUGGAUCUUCAAGCUGACGUUGUCAUUGCAGCAGAUGUGGUGUAUGACCCUGAGAUCAUUUCAGCCCUUAUUGGCAUGCUACAAAAACUCAGAGCAGGCAGAAAACCUCCUGAGGUCUUCAUUGCCUCCACCAUUCGUAACCCAGACACGUAUCAGCUCUUCCAGGCUCAACUUGGUAAAGCUGGGAUCAGGUGGCAGAUUAUUCCAGCCCCUACCACCAGGAUUUUUCCCUGUGACAUGCAGCCAAAUGUGUCUCUUCUGCAGCUAUUUAUAUAGACUGGGCAGAUACCCUUCAGCUUUUCAAACCAACAGGAGCUGUCUCACCCUUGCAAUGGGAUUAGCUUGAAUUCCACAGUUGCACAUGAGAGGCACUGAGGAUACAACUACAUGCAUGGUCUGCUGUCAGUGAGUGAAUUGGCAGCAUGUAUGCCACUAAGCUGCUGCCCCUCACUAAAAGCUGAAGCAAUAGAGACAAAAGCCCAACCCAUGCUGCACCUUCAUUCUGUAGAGGACAACAGAAUUGAACUGUGGGUUUUGUUUCCAGCUGUAUUUUGACAUGUAAGCAAUGGCAGCAGGUCUGCAGGCUCACAGGAUGAGUACCUCACACCAACAAGGGAAUUAAACCCAGGAAUAAAUGCUUCUUAAUAUUAAAACCAGCUCUAAUUGUUUUUUGUACUAGUGUGUAUAUACCUGCAGUUAUGGGUCACCUUACAAAUGAGUCAUACCUGCACUGAAUGUGAUAGAGAGUGUCACAAGCUCCUG
Molecule: messenger RNA, 2223 nt
Organism: Colius striatus (speckled mousebird)
Lineage: Eukaryota; Metazoa; Chordata; Aves; Coliiformes; Coliidae
Gene: EEF2KMT
Product: eukaryotic elongation factor 2 lysine methyltransferase
Exons: 11
Coding region: 781-1737 (318 amino acids)
Source: RefSeq, a predicted model, not a curated record